Molecule: messenger RNA, 5051 nt
Organism: Callorhinchus milii (elephant shark)
Lineage: Eukaryota; Metazoa; Chordata; Chondrichthyes; Chimaeriformes; Callorhinchidae
Gene: myo5b
Product: myosin VB
Exons: 36
Coding region: 1-5022 (1673 amino acids)
Biological process (GO): vesicle transport along actin filament; actin filament organization
Cellular component (GO): myosin complex; actin cytoskeleton; cytoplasm
Molecular function (GO): actin filament binding; microfilament motor activity; ATP binding
Source: RefSeq, a predicted model, not a curated record
AUGCGGUUUUUCGCCACUGUGGGCGGCUCUGUCAACGAUACGAGCAUCGAGGAGAAGGUCCUAGCCUCCAGCCCGAUAAUGGAGUCCAUUGGGAAUGCCAAAACCACCAGGAAUGACAACAGCAGCCGCUUCGGGAAGUACAUCCAGAUUGGCUUCAACCGACAGUAUCACAUCAUCGGAGCCAACAUGAGGACGUACCUGCUGGAAAAAUCCCGUGUGGUUUUCCAGCUUGUCCAGGCUGAAGAGGAACGGAAUUACCAUAUUUUCUACCAGCUGUGCGCCUCCGCCAAUCGCCCCGAGUUGAAAGAGCUUCGGCUCAGCAGUGCAGAAAAUUAUUUCUACACGACCCAGGGAGGAGGUGUGUUAAUAGACGGAGUCAACGAUGCCAAGGAUUUUGAAAACACCUGGAACGCCUUAACUCUACUGGGUGUGAAAGAGUCUCACCAGAUGGGCAUCUACAGGAUCAUCGCCUCCAUCCUCCACCUGGGAAACGUGCAGAUUGUGUCCGAGAAGGACGGAGAAAGCUGCUCCAUUCACAAGGAGGAUACAACCCUGAGUGACUUCUGCGAGUUGCUGGGGUUGGAGCAAGACCAGAUGAGGCAUUGGCUGUGUCACCGUAAACUGGUCACUACGUCGGAGACCUAUGUGAAGAACAUGAGCAGCCAGCAGGCCCUGAAUGCCAGGAAUGCCCUGGCCAAACACAUCUACGCUCAGCUCUUCAACUGGAUCGUAGAGCAGAUCAACAAGGCCCUGCACACCAACAUCAAGCAGCACUCCUUCAUCGGGGUGCUGGAUAUAUACGGGUUUGAAACAUUUGAGAUCAACAGUUUUGAACAGUUUUGCAUCAACUACGCCAAUGAGAAACUCCAGCAACAGUUUAACCUGCACGUGUUCAAACUGGAGCAGGAAGAGUACAUGAAGGAGCAGAUCCCGUGGACGCUGAUUGAUUUCUACGAUAACCAGCCGUGUAUCGACAUGAUCGAGGCCAAACUGGGUAUCCUGGACCUGCUGGACGAGGAGUGUAAGGUGCCAAAGGGCUCGGAGGAGAGCUGGGCCCAGAAGCUGUAUGACAGACACACCAGCAGCCCACACUUCCAGAAACCCCGCAUGUCCAACAUGGCCUUCAUCAUCAUCCACUUCGCAGAUAAGGUGGAAUAUCAGUGCGACGGUUUCCUGGAGAAAAACCGGGACACAGUGUACGAGGAGCAGAUCAACAUCCUGAAGGCCAGCAAGUACCAGCUGGUGGCGGACCUGUUCCAGGACGGGCGAGAGUCCUCGGGGACCAUCAUUGGGGGGAAAGGCAACAAGAUCAACAUUCGCCCAUCCCGGCCGGUCCUCAAAAUCCCCAACAAAGAGCACAAGAAAACUGUGGGCCAUCAGUUCCGUAACUCUCUGCACCUGUUGAUGGAGACACUCAACGCCACAACUCCGCACUAUGUUCGCUGCAUCAAACCCAACGAUGAAAAGCUUCCCUUCUCGUUUGACGCUAAGCGAGCUGUGCAGCAACUGCGAGCGUGUGGUGUGCUGGAGACCAUCCGUAUCAGUGCAGCAGGAUUCCCUUCCAGGUGGACUUAUCAUGAAUUUUUUCUCCGUUACCGUGUGCUGAUGAUGAAGAAGAACAUUCUUCUGAAUGAUAAGAAGGAGACAUGUAAGCGGCUGCUGGAGAUUGUGGUCAAGGAUCCGGACAAGUUCCAGUUUGGACGUACCAAGAUCUUCUUCCGGGCGGGCCAGGUGGCGUACCUGGAGAAGCUGCGGGCAGAUAAGUUCCGUGGGGCCUGUAUCUCCAUCCAGAAAACCGUGCGUGGCUGGCUCCAGCGAUCCCGCUACCGGAGCAUGAGGGCAGCGGCCAUCAAUAUCCAGAGGCACGUUCGGGGACAUCAGGCUCGCAGGUUGGCCGAGUCCCUGAGGCAGAGACGGGCGGCAUUGGUCUUACAGAAACAAUGGCGGAUGCUCGCAGUGCGGACCCAGUACCUACAGCUGCGCUCGGCCACCGUCACGAUCCAGGCUCACACCAGGGCCAUGUUUGUCAGGAAGGUGUUCCGAGAGAUGCUGAGGCAGCACAAGGCCACAGUGAUCCAGCGCUGCGUGCGAGGCUGGCUGGCUCGGCGACGUUACCGGCGGUUGCGAGCCGCGGUGAUUUACCUGCAGUGCUGUUGCCGGCGGAUGCUGGCCAGGCGUGAGCUCUGCUCCCUGAAGAUCGAGGCCCGAUCCGUCGAGCACUUCAAGAAGCUGACGAGCGGCAUGGAGAACAAGGUGGUGCAGCUCCAGAGGAAGGUGGACGAUCAGAACAAGGAUUACAAGACUCUGAGCGAGCAGCUGAUCUCGGUGACCGGCGCCCACCACGUGGAGGUAGAGAAGCUGCAGAAGGAGCUGGAACGUCAGCGGGAGCUGAACGGGGACGGGAACGGGAACCGGGUGAUCCCGCUCCAGGAGGAACUGGAGAAACUCCGCGCGCAGCUGGAGGAAUCCCAGAGCCAACGCAAAAUCCUGGCCGAGACCUACAGCAAGGAGAAGGGAGAACUUCAGCAGCGGGUGCUGGACCUGGAACGGGAGAACACUCUACUCAAACAUGAGAAGGAACAGCUGAACCGCAGUAUCCAGAGCCAGUCCCAGGACGUCGUAGAACAAAUGAGCCAGCAGAGCGCGCGGGCGAGUCAGCAGGCCGAGCGGGAGCUGGAGGAGGAGCGAUCGCGGUACCAGAACCUGCUGAAGGAAUACUCCCGGCUCGAGCAGCGCUACGAUAACCUGCUGGAGGAGGUCACACUCAUCAAGCACACCCCAGGCCACAGGAGAAACCCCUCCAACCAGAGCAGCCUGGAGUCUGAUUCCAACUAUCCCUCCAUCUCCACCUCCGAGGUGGGAGACACAGAGGACACACUGCAGCAGGUGGAGGAGGUUGGCCUGGAGAACGCCGCGAUGGACAUGACGAUAUUCCUGAAGCUGCAGAAGCGAGUGCGGGAGCUGGAGCAGGAACGCAAGUCUCUGCGAGCAGAGGCAGAGCGCAGAGAGGAGGCCAAGAGCCUGUCAAAUAAAUUCCAAAGUGUGAGAGACCCCGAGACAGCAGCGGAAAUGGCCUACGAGAGUUUGAAGCGUCAGGAGCUGGAGUCGGAGAACAAGAAGCUGAAGAACGAGCUGAACGAGCUACGGAAGGCGCUGGCGGAGCGGGGAACUGACCAGCUCUCUUCCCACGGGGAGGAAGAUUAUGGCCUGCUGCUUGGGCAGCUGCGGGCGGCCAACGAGGAGCUGGAGGUGCGCAAGGAGGAGGUCCUCUUGCUCAGGACCCAGAUAGUCAACAACGCACACCAGAAGGAGGCUCUCAAACAAAUGGAAAUAAUCGCGGAGAAAUACGAGUGGAAAAGAAGCAACGAGAACAUGGACAAGGACGACGCCAUUGAGGCUUACAACGGUAUCUGUGACACCAACAGCCAGGCUGAGGAUUGGCAAUACCUUAAUGAAGAUGGAGAGCUAGGCCUGGCUUAUCAAGGCCUAAAGGAAGUUGCCAGGCUACUGGAAGCCCAGCUCCAGAGCCAGAGCCGUCAGCACGAGGAGGAGGUGGUGCUGAUGAAGAGCCAGGUGGACACUCUGAAGGAGGAGUUGGAGAAACAGCAGCUGGUCCUCAACCAGACUCUGCAGCUGUCCCCCGAGGCUCGCAUCGAGUACAACGUGCAGCAGGAGCUCACCCGCCUCACCAACGAGAACCUGGACCUGAAGGAGCUGGUGGAGAAGCAGGAUAAGAACGAGAAGAAGCUGAAGAAGCAGCUGAAGAUCCACAUGAAGAAGGUCCAGGAGCUCGAAGCCCGAGCAUCAGUGCAGAGGGAGGUGAGGCCGGAGCUGACCAGGCAGGUCACAGUGCAGAGGAAGGAGAAGGAUUUCCAGGGAAUGCUGGAGUUUUACAAGGAGGAUGAAAGUCUCCUGAUCCGCAACCUGAUCACAGAGCUGAAGCCUCAGACGGUCUCGGCCACAGUGCCCGGCCUCCCCGCCUACAUCCUUUUCAUGUGUAUCAGACACGCUGAUUACAUCAACGAUGACCAGAAGGUUCACUCGCUCCUCACUGCCACCAUCAACGGCGUCAAGAAAGUCCUGAAGAAACACAACGAUAACUUUGAGAUGACGUCCUUCUGGCUUUCCAACAGCUCCCGCCUCCUGCACUGUUUAAAGCAGUACAGCGGUGAAGAGGAUUUCAUGAAGAGGAACAACCCGCGGCAGAACGAACACAGCCUCAAGAACUUCGACCUGACUGAGUAUCGGCAGGUUCUGAGCGAUCUCUCCAUUCAGAUCUACCAGCAGCUGGUCAAGGUCGCUGGGACCAUUCUGCAGCCCAUGAUCGUGUCGUCCAUGCUGGAGAACGAGAGUAUCCAGGGACUGAGCAGCGUGAAGCCUAUGGGCUACAGGAAGCGAUCUUCCAGCCGGGUGGACUGGGACAGUGGCUACACACUGGAGGCUUUGCUGAGGCAGCUGAGCAGCCUGUACAACACCAUGUGUGAGCAUGGCCUGGACCCCGAGAUCAUCCAACAGCUCUUCCGACAACUCUUCUACAUCAUCAAUGCCGUCACCCUCAACAACCUGCUGCUCAGGAAAGACGUGUGCUCCUGGAGCACGGGGAUGCAGCUCAGAUACAACAUUAGUCAGCUGGAGGAGUGGCUUCGAGGGAAGAACCAGCAGCAGAGCAGAGCUGUGCAGACCAUGGAACCUCUGAUCCAAGCUGCACAACUCCUCCAAGUAAACAAGAAAUCCAAUGAGGACGCCCAGGCCAUCUGUUCCAUGUGCACAUCUCUCAACACACAACAGAUUGUGAAGAUCUUGAAUCUGUACACACCCAUCAAUGAAUUUGAAGAGCGUGUGACAGUGGCUUUUAUUCGCAAUAUUCAGUCACACUUACAGGAUCGCAACGACCCUCCACAACUGUUGUUAGACUUCAAGCACACGUUUCCUGUCAUGUUUCCGUUUAAUCCAUCCUUGCUCAACCUGGACUCCAUUCACAUCCCAGCGAGUCUGAAUCUAAGUUUCCUCAACAGAGUAUAGAAUGAACAUGAUCGGCUGGGAACGAGAGA